AGUUAUAUAUUUGAAUUUAGCUUUUGUUGAUUUAAUUUUGUGUUUUUUUUUCAGGUAUUUCUAAUGGAGAGAAGCUUCGAUUUCGGUGCAUUGAUGCAGAUUCAUGAGAAGAAACACAAAAGCAAACCCGUGCAGUUUGUAAGCGUAGUCGGCGGGGUACUGUGUCCAGUUAAAUUGUAAAAUCAUAUUGUAGAGACAUAAUCAUAGCUUGGUAGUCAUGCAUGCGAAUAACUUCGGUUUGCAGGUCAAGAAACGGUUGGAGACCAGCAUUAGGAAUAGAAGGACUACUCGGUUUUCUGUAUUUGACAAAAUAAGGAAUCUUCCAAGAUGUGAGAGCCCAGCUCCAAUACCUGAAGUUCAGAAAAAAGUGGAACACAGGAGAAUGCAGCUAGAAAAAUGGAAGGAAGAGAAAGAAAAGAAAAAGAAGGAGGCGUCUUUACAGAAGAAGAAACCAUUCAUAGCUGGAGUACCACACAAUCCAUUGAAAUUUGUUCCUCCUCCACCACCCAAACCUAUGCCUAGCACAUCAGGGAGAGUUACUCGAUCACAGUCCUCAAAGAAUAACUCGGUUAACAAUGUUAAGAAACCCAACAAGACUGAGGGGAAGUCAAAAAUGAUUGCCUCAUCGUUUGCACCAAAAAAUGCUGUUUUCCAUCCACCAGUACUGAAAAAUAUGGUUAACCUACCAACAUUAUCUGUUUCUAAGCAAAUAGAAAAAAAAGCAAUCACAAAUAUGGCUGAGAAAAAAAACAAAGAGUCCAAGAGUAAAAUCCUAAAAGACAAUUCAAAACAGAAUGAAUCCAGGGUACUUCGUAAUAGGCCUCAAUCAGACAAAGGCCAGGGUAAAACACAGGUUACUAAAAAUAAGAAAGCUGACGCUUGCAAAGAAUCUACCUCAUCUUCCUCAAGCAGUGUAGAAUCUAAUUACGAUGAGCCUAAUGCUUCAAAAUCUCUGAAAUCUAGGACUCCUAGAAAAUCCUUACAAAAUAAACAAAAUAUGGUCACCCCCAAAAAUGUGCCAAAGAGUGAAUCAAGCUCUGAAGAGAAAUUACGAUCUCCAAAACUAAUAGAAAUCCCGAUGACUCCAGAACAGAUUGCCGAAGAAGCUAAGAAAAUAAGUCCCUGUGUGACACUCUCACGGGGCAAGGAUAAUGCCAGGAGAGAGAUGAAGAAGAAGUUAGAGGAAGGUCUUUUGGACGAGGAUCUGUGUGAGAUGGACAGUGUAGAACAUUUCCGCCGGCAAUUGGACUCGGAAAUUGCUCGCAUGACAGAAAUGUGUGAAGCUUGGGAGAAGAUCUCACACCAGAUAGCACUACCGGAGACUGUGCAGGAAGCUGUGUUGUCCGCCGUGGGUCAGGCUCGACUGCUGAUGUCUCAGAAGUUGCAGCAGUUUGCAUCUCUAUUGUCCCGCUGUGAACACCCCACUCCCAACAGCGGGCUCGUCACACCCAGUGACCUUCACGGCUUCUGGGAUAUGGUGUUCAUGCAGAUAGAGAACGUUGAUAUGCGUUUCCGUAAGUUGGAAGAGUUGCGUUCUCGUGGCUGGAGUGAAGACCAGCCCCCGCCGCGGGUGACACGUCCAGUUCCGCGGCCCUCCCGCCCUCAACCAGCCGCCCGCCCCGCUCCAGCCGCUCGUCCCGGAAACAGCCGCCUCAAGGAUCUCAUAGCAGCGGCCCGUAAAGCCAAACAAGCCAAGUGCUCCGAGGAGGUAUCCACGGAGGAAAGUAAAACUAUAGACAUGGGCUUCUUCUGUAUUCAAUCUCCAGUGAAGUCACCCCUUCAGGUGACUCCGAGCAAACCCAGCUUGUUGAAGGCCGUGCUGUCUAAUGAAGCAGAGAAGUCUGCCAAUAGGAAGUCUGCAUCGUUUGCUAUGCUCCGAGCGUCGCUCAUAGGACGCCAGGUGGAAAGCGAAGGGUCCAGUGAUGAGGAGCAUAAUCUGAUAACGUUCACUCCGGUUGACCUCGGAGCUACUCCAGGUCGCAGUAUACUCAAAAACAAACCGUCCACCAAGAAGUCGGCCAAAAAAUCUAUCAAAGUCGUGCUCUUCAACGAGUCGGACACGGAGCUGCAGAACAAUUCAAUGAGCUCGGACAAAGCUCUCGAAGCAGAAGAUGUAGAGACACAGGAAGGCCAAAAACUUCAGACGGAACACAACACGGACAGCGGCAUCUCGUCGAUGGAUAUAGAAAACGACACCGAGAAGGAAAACAAGGGUAGGAGGAGGUCCAGACUCACCAGGCAGGACGCUACGGAGGAGAGGAGCCCCGUCAUGACCAGGAGCAGGAGGAAGAGCAUACUCACACCUGGCAAGGAAGCGGCCGCCAGGAAGAACAACACUCUCAAAGAAGCAAACCUUGAACAUAAUACGACAACGAGGAGGUCCACACGGAAGAGUAUUCAUGACGAUCAUUGAGGCUGUACAGUUUUGGGUGGUAGUCUUAAUAUAAAGAAUCCUAGUAAUAAUCUGUAUGUUACAUUUUAAUUGUCGAAUACUAAUUUUAUUUUUUUUUGGGAUUUUUGAUUUUAAACAUUUAGUUGAUCAUGUUUUUUUUAUGUUUCUAAAGAUGCCAUUUAAUUAAUUUUAAUGAAUGCCAUACUAACUGAAGUUGAAUAUUAUUUGAUGAUCAUACCCCUGAGUUCGUUCAUCAGCUACGGAUAUGGUUAAUUAUGAAGUGAACACUUGACUGUAAUUUUAUUGUUAUAUUUUGAAUGUGACUAAAAAUAUUUUAUAGUAUAUAUUAGUAUUCU
Molecule: messenger RNA, 2748 nt
Organism: Danaus plexippus (monarch butterfly)
Lineage: Eukaryota; Metazoa; Arthropoda; Insecta; Lepidoptera; Nymphalidae
Gene: mars
Product: guanylate kinase-associated protein mars
Exons: 9
Coding region: 218-2413 (731 amino acids)
Biological process (GO): signaling
Source: RefSeq, a predicted model, not a curated record